UCGCGUUCGAGCGCGCAAGGGCGCUUACCUGCGAUUCACAACUUUGAUUUUGAUUUUGAAUCCUAAAUUUUAUUAUUUUAUCUCCUUACAGUUAGUUAAUCCAACGUUUAAUCAUGGAGAAACCACAAAAAAUGCCCAAGGUGGCUAAGGUGAAAAACAAAGCGCCGGCUGAAAUUCAAAUCACAGCUGAGCAGCUUUUGCGUGAAGCCAAAGAAAGAGACCUUGAAAUAGUGCCACCUCCUCCAAAACAAAAAAUCUCAGAUCCAGAGGAAUUAGCUGACUAUCAACACAGGAAAAGGCGUGCCUUUGAAGAUAACAUAAGAAAGAACCGAUCAGUCAUAAGCAAUUGGAUCAAAUAUGCUCAGUGGGAGGAAAGUCAGAAGGAAGUUCAAAGAGCAAGAUCAAUUUAUGAAAGAGCCCUAUGUGAUUUUCAUCGAAGCAUUUUAUUAUGGCUUAAAUAUGCUGAGAUGGAAAUGCGAAAUCGGCAAGUCAAUCAUGCUCGCAAUCUUUGGGACCGUGCUGUCACAAUACUGCCGCGUGCUAAUCAGUUUUGGUACAAGUAUACUUACAUGGAAGAACAACUUGGAAAUAUUGCAGGCGCUCGGCAGGUGUUUGAGCGGUGGAUGGAAUGGGAACCAGAUGAGCAAGCGUGGCUGACCUAUAUCAAAUUUGAGCUUCGUUAUGGUGAAAUUGAUAGAGCUCGAAUGAUCUAUAACAAGUUUGUAAUGGUACAUCCUGAUGUUAAAAAUUGGAUCAAGUAUGCGAGGUUCGAAGAAAAAAAUGGCUUCAUAUCUGGAGCCAGGCAGGUGUAUGAAAGAGCAGUAGAAUUUUUUGGUGAAGAGAUUCUAGAUGAGAAGCUAUUCAUUGCCUUUGCUAAAUUUGAAGAAGGACAAAAAGAACAUGAUCGUGCGAGAGUGAUAUACAAGUAUGCCCUUGACCAUAUUGCCAAGGAGAGGACACAUGAAAUUUAUAAAGCCUACACUAUACAUGAAAAGAAGUACGGUGAUCGAACAGGAAUCGAGGAUGUCAUUGCGAGUAAAAGAAAAUUUCAAUAUGAAGAGGAAGUUAAAGCAAACCCUACAAAUUAUGAUGCAUGGUUUGAUUAUCUACGGCUAGUUGAAGAUGAAGGAAAUUUAGACACCAUUAGGGAAACUUAUGAACGGGCCAUAGCAAACGUUCCAUUAACCAAGGAUAAACAUUUCUGGCGAAGGUAUAUUUAUUUAUGGAUAAACUAUGCCCUCUUUGAAGAACUCGAAGCGGAAGAUGAAGAAAGAACACGGCAGGUGUAUCGUGCUUGUUUAGAGUUGUUACCACAUAAAGUUUUCACCUUUAGCAAGAUAUGGCUUUUAUACGCUCAGUUCGAAAUCAGGCAUAAAAAUUUGUCUGCAGCCAGGAAAACUUUGGGAAUGGGACUAGGAAUUUGUCCCAAAAAUAAACUAUUUAGAGGAUACAUUGACCUAGAAAUUCAACUGAGAGAAUUCGAUAGAAGUAGGAUUUUAUAUCAAAAAUUUCUAGAGUUUGGCCCGGAAAAUUGUAUAACCUGGAUGAGGUUCGCAGAAUUAGAGACAAUUUUGGGAGAUAUUGUAAGAGCUCGAGCCAUUUAUGAACUAGCCAUUAACCAACCACGCUUGGACAUGCCAGAACUCCUGUGGAAAGCGUACAUAGAUUUUGAAAUUGGACAAGAAGAAAUAGAAAAUGCUAGGCAAUUAUAUGAGCGGUUAUUAGAACGAACUAUGCAUGUGAAGGUGUGGAUAAGUUACGCUCAAUUUGAAAUGGCGAACGCUGACUCUGACGAUGUAUCACCAGCCAGAAGGGUAUUUGAAAGAGCCAACCAGUCUCUAAAAAUGGCAGCAGGUGAGAAAGAAGAGCGUGUCAUGUUGCUUGAAGCUUGGAGAGACUUCGAAAAACAAAACGGAGAUGAGGAAAGCUUGAAAGUUGUUGAGGAUAAAAUGCCUCGCAGAAUUAAGAAGAGGAGGAAGAUGGUCAGCGAGGAUGGAAGAGACGAAGGAUGGGAAGAAAUAUUUGACUAUAUUUUCCCUGAGGAUGAGGCAACUAAACCAAAUCUGAAACUUCUGGCCAGUGCUAAAUUAUGGAAGAAGAAACAAGAAGAAAAACAAGAUACAGAAUCUUAACUAUCGACCGCUUGUUCUCAGGGUGUAUAUAACGUGUACAUAAAUAGAAUAUGUAUAGCUGUAAGUACAUAAUUUUGUUAUGUUUUGUAAAAAAAAAAUGACUGAAUUAAUAAAAAAGAUAUGUUUUUCAAUUUCUUCUCAGAA
Messenger RNA from Bemisia tabaci, 2276 nucleotides. RefSeq names its product pre-mRNA splicing factor crn (gene crn). Gene Ontology annotation, cellular component: U2-type catalytic step 2 spliceosome; Prp19 complex; post-mRNA release spliceosomal complex. Gene Ontology annotation, molecular function: protein binding. NCBI's taxonomy places the organism in Eukaryota, Metazoa, Arthropoda, Insecta, Hemiptera, Aleyrodidae. The record is from RefSeq and is a predicted model, not a curated record. Gene Ontology annotation, biological process: mRNA splicing, via spliceosome; spliceosomal complex assembly.